Messenger RNA from Periophthalmus magnuspinnatus, 1842 nucleotides. It is a transcript of the gene samsn1b, whose product is annotated as SAM domain, SH3 domain and nuclear localisation signals 1b. NCBI's taxonomy places the organism in Eukaryota, Metazoa, Chordata, Actinopteri, Gobiiformes, Gobiidae. The record is from RefSeq and is a predicted model, not a curated record. Bases 1 to 1842 code for a protein of 613 amino acids. Gene Ontology annotation, molecular function: protein binding. The transcript has 16 exons.
AUGGGGGCAGUGCCACGCGGCGUAGCUCCUCUCCACAUCAGAGCCUUUGUCUUCUGGCCCAAGCUGUCAGACAUGAACCUGUUCUGUUUCACACUGGAGGGCUCUACAGAAAGCAUGUAUGAGCCAGCCUACAGCCCCACGGUCCAAGAGGUGCGCCCCAAGUUCCAGUGCAGUCCGGCCCUGCUGCGGAGGAGGCCAGAGUGGGGCGGAUCAGACCCGUCCAUCAACUGCAGCAAAUCCCAGAGCACAAAAACAAAAAGAAACAAUGUUAGGUCAUGUUUUGUAACUUCAGCCUUGGACAAUGAAACAAUAGAUAUUCACAGUGCGUGCUGGAUUUCAUCUGGUGAUAAAAAGGACCUAGCUCAUCAAAAGAGAGAUCCAGAUAAAGACGUGUGUAGAACAUCAGAGGAUACUGCGAAAAUACUGGGACUGAAGACAGAUCCUAUGCUUCAGGCCAGCAAAACUGCCGCUGACACAGCAGAAUCAAUAAGACCAAGAAGACUAAAGAAGUUACAGAAUCUGGUGCCAAAUACGAAAGGAGGACAACAAAGCACAAGUGGGAAAGAGAGGAGUCUGUCUGAGAAUUAUGAGCAUUUGACAGAUGUGUUAAGCUCCUAUAACCCAGUGUUGACCUGCAUCGGUCUGGGAAAGAAGCAGAAGAACCCGUCUGCCCCCUCUCCAUCUCUGCUGCAGCCCAAUCUGUCUCACGAGCACCCAGAGGAGAGGGUCUGGAGUCCUCUGCAGACCCCCUGUGAGCUGUGUAGACCCCCGCAGAGCUGCCCCGAGACCUCACACACGUUCACACACGAGCGAUGGGAGUGCAGCUCGGCUCUGUCUCUGCCUCGGACCGCCGCCUGGGACCGCUUCGAAACCCUCAUUCAAGAACUAGACAUCAGAGAACCAGAGCCGUGCCUGCACCGCAUGGCCCGAUCUAUCACCGACCUCGACUUUCACCAAGAUGAAUGGAGCAGAUUUGGGAGAUUUGACGCCUUCAGACAGCAGUGGCCUUUGACGAUGGAGCGAGAGACUGGGAGGGGCUGUACGAUGAAUCCAGCUGGGGAGCGAAACGUUACAUAUUCAAAACAGACUGAGGAGACAUCACAGAAAGACAGCGAGCCAAUCAAGACGGGAGAUACCACAGCCAUCAAUGUGAAGCAGAGCGGUCAUAGAGACGUAACCAAAGGACACAGUGCCUCUUUGGAGAGUGUGUACAGCAGCGGACAGAGCUCCUCCAGCGGAGUCACCAGUGGGUCAAACUGCUCCAGUAACAGGGCCAGUCUGAGGCUGGAUGAGGAACUGUCAGCCCCCAGAACCUUCUGUGGACGAGCCCGAGUGCACACGGAGUUUGUGCCCAGUCCAUACGACACAGAGUCUCUCAAACUCCAGGUUGGAGAUGUGAUUGACAUCAUUUCCAAACCUGCGAUGGGAACAUGGACCGGAAUCCUCAACAACAAAAUAGGUUACUUUAAAUUUAUCUACGUGGACCUUAUAAAAGAGGAGACCAAAAGUGGAGAUGCGUGCAUUCAUGAACUACUAAAGCGUUUUGAUUUAGAGGAGUACGCCUUGACUUUGCUGCUGCACGGUUACCAGACAGCUGAAGACUUGGUGAAGCUGACGGAGCAUCACCUGAUAGAGCUCAAAGUGACUGAUCCAAAACACAGGCAGCGUCUCCUCUCCGCUGUCAGCUCACUCCACCCGCUGCACCCUGAAGAGGAGGUCGUGUAUGAGAACAUGAAGAACUGCCCCAGAGACUCAGGCUGUGGGAUGGUAACCCCGGACGACGCCACGGAAAUACACUCUCCCUCUGAGCACAGUCAAACAGAAGUGGUCACCGUCUGUUGA